Messenger RNA from Malus domestica (apple), 1334 nucleotides. The record is from RefSeq and is a predicted model, not a curated record. NCBI's taxonomy places the organism in Eukaryota, Viridiplantae, Streptophyta, Magnoliopsida, Rosales, Rosaceae.
AUUCUAUAGAUACACUCACUGUGUUUAUAUGUAUAGGUUUUGAGAUUCGCAGAGAAGCAUUAAAUGCGAUCGGCUUUUGGAGGAUUUUUGUGUUUUGACAUUUCAGGCCUUUUUGCGAUUUUGCGCUGCCAUUUCUGUCUCGCUUUUGGAGCUUUUCUUUCUGCACAGCCAACAAUGUCUGCCAUUUAUGUGUGCUGUUUCCUUGUACAUCUCUGUACCACUAUUUACAGCCUGCGCUUGUUUUCUCUCUCUAACUCCCCUCUCUCUCUCUCUCUUUCUCUCUCUUCGCUGCAUAAAAGUUCCCGGAAAAUCCACAGUUCCCCACACACGCAAUUGUAUCUCGCAGCAGCGAUUCGGCACCAAAACGCAUCGUUUUCCUCGACAAUUCGGAGGAAAAAGUCGCGGUUUCCUCUUCUGUGAAAUACCUAGCUCUCUGGCGCUCAAAACUUCAAACCGCCGUCGUUUUGCCUGUUUUGAUCCUACAGAAAAAGCCUAGCGUGUAGCCUCUCUAUAUCUAUCGUCCUCCCCAGCUUCGAAGCUUGCUCAGUAACUCGUUCGUCGGUUCAGCACUCGCUCUUUCGGAACCGAGUUCGUUUCCAACUCGACUCACCCGCACGAUGACGAAACGGCGAGUCGUUGCGGUCGUGGCGUCGCUGCUUCUCUUCGGAGUCGUGGCCGUAGUGGUGCUGCUGUUCGCGCCUGGAUUUGACCGAGAUGGAUUUUUGAAGCCUGAAUCGUCUGAAGCUGCAAACUCCACACUCGCUGCAAUCCACCGCAAGCUGCUUGUUCGUGCGGCAGCAAUGGAGGAACCAGACAGGAUUCGAGGAGACAAGUGCAGCAAGGCAGACAUAGUGAUAAACCAGGGCCCCACACCCCCGCUGCCAAGUGGCAUCCCCACAUACACCGUCGAGAUCAUGAACAUGUGCGUCACCGGCUGCGACAUCUCCCACAUCCACCUCACCUGCGGUUGGUUCAGCUCCGCCCGCCUCGUCAACCCCAAGAUCUUCAAGCGCCUCCGCUACAACGACUGCCUCGUCAACGACGGCAAGCCCCUCGCCAACGGCGGCACGGUGUCGUUUCAGUACGCCAACACUUUCAGCUACAAGCUCUCCGUCUCCUCGGUCACGUGCUCUUAGAAAUGGUAUUAAUAAAACAAUCAAUCACCUAAGUAGAAUAGUUAACACACAAAAAAAAAGCAGAACAUUUGGGUGUACUUUUGUGUACAGUAAAAAUAGUAGUUAUAGGGGAUUGAGAAAGUGAAUGUUCUUUUGGUGAUGACUGGUUGUGAGUUUUGAACGCAAAAUUGCUAGUAAAAAAAAAAAUUGCAACUUGUA